Messenger RNA from Drosophila albomicans, 3071 nucleotides. Its product is annotated as zinc finger protein 420. Gene Ontology annotation, cellular component: nucleus. Gene Ontology annotation, molecular function: DNA-binding transcription factor activity, RNA polymerase II-specific; zinc ion binding; RNA polymerase II transcription regulatory region sequence-specific DNA binding. Bases 164 to 3064 code for a protein of 966 amino acids. The record is from RefSeq and is a predicted model, not a curated record. Lineage: Eukaryota; Metazoa; Arthropoda; Insecta; Diptera; Drosophilidae. The transcript has 6 exons. Gene Ontology annotation, biological process: regulation of transcription by RNA polymerase II.
GUGCGAUAGUUGCGUUGACGUUUCUCCCUUCUCAGUUACCAACGCACAUCUGUGUGUAAAAUAAGCAAAAACGAGAUGGAAAUUUGUUGAUAUUCUGUAUUUGAUAAAUGUUAUUGUUUCUUGUUUGCUGAAAGGUAUUGCAAUUUAAAAAAGGCAUAACAACAUGAAGCUGCCAGUCAUGUGUCGCACUUGCGACGCAAGAGACACCGAUAAACUUUAUAAGUUAGCGACGGCCACCAAAAGAUUUCCUGAUAAAUUGCUCUCCGACAUUUUAUCUGAAUUGACGCACAUUGAGGUAGACGAUCCAUUGGGCCAGCGACUCCCACAAUGUUUGUGCGGCACCUGCGCCAGGAAACUAAUAAGCGCUUAUUACUAUGUGAAGCAGGCGCUGGCAGCACACGAGCUGCUAAUAAACCAUGUGCAAGAUAGCGACAAAGCCAGUGUGGUGGACUGCCUGCAGGAGGUACCCAUGGAACUGUGUGCCGAACAACAUGUGGAGGUUAAAUUGGAAACGGAAGAAGAGGAUGUUGACAACGAUAUCACCUGCACAGAACUGCCGGAAUUCACCACAGUACAAAAUGCCAACGAUGUUGACAACACAUUGAGCAGUGAUGUGGAUGUAGAUGUAACCAAAGCGUCCAACGAUCCAUUGACAAUGGUCGAUCCCGUCAAACAGGAAGAGGAUGGAGUUGCAACAAAAGCAGCGAUUGCACAGGACCAUUUGUAUAAGGCUGAUAAUGAUAACGACGAAGAAGAUUCGCUGGAUGAUUUGCCUCUACAACAGCGGAUACAAAAGUGGAAGCAAACAGAAAAACAUCGCAGAUUAAAGAGACAAAUAUUCGAGUGCAAAGAAUGUCCCAAAAGCUUCAAGCGUCCCAGAUAUCUAAAGCAGCAUUCUUCGCGGGUGCAUAAAUCGAAAACUGAUUGGUAUUCCUGCUCGUUCUGCAUACGAAAAUUCAGCCACCACGAAGCACUGAAAGCACAUCUCAAGGUGCACGGGGAUUCGAAGAGAUCGGCCAAUUUGGGAGAAAAUAAAAAGGCCAAGGAUAUUGAUGUAAAUGUGUGCAAACCUCAUGGCUAUAAGCUUAUUGAGUGCAUGAUCUGCCAAAGUCAAUACGAUAAGAUCGUUCAUUUGCGACGCCACUUGGAGCAGCAUCCAGAGAUUGUUAACUUUGGCACACGGUCCAAUAUGGAACCCAAUGAACUUGCCGAGCUGUUCUAUCCAGAUGCCAAGGAUAUGACUGAACAAGAAUUAAAAGCGCUCAUACGAAAAGAUUUAGCUGCUGGCAUUUAUCAACGUUUCUAUUCGAUAACGAAUCAAUCGGGCUAUGAAAUAGAUCUAGACAGCUCAGAGACUGAUAGCGAAGCUGAACUGGAUGCAGAUGAGCAUACGAAGCAACAACGUAGCAUACCAAUAGCCAAAUACUGUUGUGAACUUUGCCAAGAACGCUAUCAACGGAAGUAUCAGCUGUACGAGCAUCAGCGACAAACGCAUCUCUGGCAGGAUGCGCCGCAUGUCUGUGGUCGCUGCGAUGCUCGCUUUGUCAGCCUGCAGUUGUUGCGGCAUCACAACGAGUCGCAAUGCAAGAAUUCGCAAAAACGUUUCCUAUGCCACAAAUGUCCAUUGCGCUUUCGCUGGCGUCACAAUCUAAAGGUGCACAUCAGGGAGCACAGAAUUGCUAAUCAAACAUUCGAGUGCGUCGAUUGCAAACGAGUCUUUGACAAGAAGAAGUCGCUAACAGUUCAUUUGCUGAGCGUGCAUGCAGAGCAAUCGAAGCUGAUACCGUGUCAAUGGUGCACUCGCAAGUUCUACCGACGCGACUAUCUGGUGAAGCACCUCAAGCGACAUGGCAUUCGAGAGCAGGAUAUUCCAUUGGCGGAGACACUUAUUGCGGCCACUUCAAAGCCGAAUGGCACCAAACGAAUCACCUGCAAGAUCUGCAACAUGCACUUUGAGCGCAUCAUCGAUCUGCGUGCUCACAUUCAACUGGAGCUGAAGCUGGCUUUAUCGCUGCACCAGAACUAUGAUUCGCCACACAACUAUUCCAUAACAAAUGAAUCGGGAUACGAACUGCAGCUAGGUGACUCUGAGACAGAGGAUGAAGUGCAAAUGCAAAUGCAGAUGCAAUCAACGUCGCGCAUCGUCUACGUCUGUGAGCUGUGCAAAGUGCAAUGCAAGCGAAAAUACGAGAUGAUACAGCAUCAGCGUGCCAUGCAUCGUUUUGACAAGAUGCCACAUGAGUGUGAGACCUGCAUUUUCAAGUGUCUGCAAGGUAAUAGCAUUAUGGAUCAGCAUCGUCAAUCGCAGUGCCACAGCACUGAAAAGAAAUACGCGUGCAGUAGAUGCAGCUACAAGUUUAUGUGGCCUGAGAAUCUUCAGCAACAUAUGCAACUCCAACAUGGUGGCAAUGAACGCGGUGCUAGCGCUGAUCGUCGUCUACCCAAUGAUGUAGCGGAUCAAGUCGAUUCUGCUCUUCAAUUACUACAAUGUCCGCACUGCGAUCGCACCUACCAAAUGAAGUCACGCCUUAACAAUCACAUACGGGACGUGCACAUCAACGGGGAUCGCAAACGCAAGGAGGCCAUCAAGAAGUUCUUGUGUUCGCUGUGUGGUCGCGAGACGCAAUCCGCAGCAACCUUAGUAACCCACAUGCGCCGCCAUACAGGCGAGAAACCAUUUAAAUGUGAUCUAUGUGAAAUGGCCUUUCCCCGGCACUCGGAAAUGAUAUCGCAUCGUCGCAUGCACACCGGCGAGAAACCAUUCCAUUGUACAGUCUGCGGCAAGGAUUUCGCCCGAUCCGAUAAGCUCAAACGACACAUGCUCACCCACAGCGGACUGAAGCCCCACAAGUGCACGUACUGCGACAAAAGCUAUCGCCAGGCCAAGGAUCUAAAGCUGCAUCUUCAGCAGCAUACGGGCGAGUGCCCCUUCAUCUGUGGCACAUGCGGCGAACGCUUCAUCCAGGGCACCGCGCUCGAAAAGCAUCGAAUGAUGCGUCGUCACUUUGACGAGGUCGACGAACGAGGUACAACGCAAUCGCAGAUGCAGACACAAACCGCUUAAGACGGUG